Polychytrium aggregatum is the source of this 1514-nucleotide messenger RNA. RefSeq lists its product as uncharacterized. The record is from RefSeq and is a predicted model, not a curated record. NCBI's taxonomy places the organism in Eukaryota, Fungi, Chytridiomycota, Chytridiomycetes, Polychytriales. The transcript has 3 exons. Bases 91 to 1062 code for a protein of 323 amino acids.
CUUUCAUCGGCGCUCGACCCCGAUCUGCAUCCAACCGACCCUCAUCCCACACCCACACCCACACCCACGCCCCCGGCAACGUUUCCCACUAUGAUGGCCGCCAGCCAGCCCGACAUAGCCUCGUCGAUCGCCACAAGGAUCAUCGCCGACAGCGACCUCCAGGACAUUGCCCGCCUCGUCUGUCUGCAAAAGUGGGCCGAGGCCUGGACCCGGUGCCAGGCGCUGCUGCCGGCGCUCUCUGCAACACUCCUCUACCAGCCGGCCUACUGCAAAGCGUUCUGGCUCUCGUACCUGACGAUCGUGGCCCACACCAACAGGAGCAAUCCGCUGCAGGAAUGGAGCUCGAUCAUGGACUUUUAUGGCGAUGUGGGCCUCAUUGAUCUAGAGCUGGUUGUGAUGGGGGCGGGCAUCUACCAAACACACAAUGAGCUUCAGUCGGCCAAAGACCUGAUCGAACUAUGGAUCGCAACGCAGCCCGACAGCUUCUUUGAGCAGCUGCCACAGUCCAGCCAAUCCAUGAAAGCCUACGAGCAGCUCCUGGAACUCUAUCUUUUGCAUAUCUGCACGGGCCUGAAGGACUGGGAGGCCGCCGAAGAGUUUCUCGACUUUGACGAAGUACUGACCGCAGAGCGCAAGGAGCUCUAUCGACAAAACCUCGGCGAGCUCCGCCAGGCCGUCGAGCGCCCGGCUGCUGCUGCACCCAGACCGGCCGCAUUGGCUUGCCCCCGCUCUGCUACUGAAGCCAAGGAGCCAACGCAGAAUACAACGGGCGCCCAGGCUCGUGCUGCCGCUCGCAUCGACGGCAGCAUCGAGGAUCUGCGCCAGAACCAGGAUGGCGAGCCAUCCAACGACUCGUGGCUCAUGCAGCUCCGGCAAUCUGCAGCGAUUCAGAUGCUGUUGGGCAACCGGCGUGCCGCUGCAGCUGUUUUCCUGGCUGUCCUGGCGGCAAUCCUGAUUCCCAGAGCACUGAGGAAGCGCCGAGGAUCAGAGCAUGGGUGGCUGGCGGUUGUGGCCGCAAAGAUCGGCCAUAUGGUGAGAGCGGCGCUCCGAGGAGUGAUAUAGUGCUCAAGGGAGUAAUUUAGUACUCGCAGGGAGCGAUGGAGUACUGGCGGUGAGUGAAGCAAGAAUAUCUUGCUUUCGGGUUCGUUGGAUGUUCUUCUCACCCUGAGAGCCAGUGAAUAUACACAAGAUGUCAUUUUUUGCAAAAGAAUACAGUGGUGAUGGUGCCGGAAUCAUGGUCGCGCACAGAGAUGGAUCAGACACAGCCCGAAACGCAUGCUCGACAAAAUGGCCGUCGUGAACAGGAAGAAUCGUGUCUGGGAGGAGCACAGUGUCCGUCUUCGGGACCAGCUUGGCUCUCGGUAUCAACUUCUCGCAUAAUGACCGAAUGAGUUGAAUCAGGCACCAAAGAGGUCGUCGUUCAGGGUCGUCGUCCCGGCCGUCUGGACUGUUGCCAGCACGAUCUCUCCGACCUGGCUUUUGAUUGCUUCCAGCGGCUGGCGAGCAUCAACGAC